Messenger RNA from Acanthoscelides obtectus, 627 nucleotides. The record is from the annotation of a GenBank genome assembly. Lineage: Eukaryota; Metazoa; Arthropoda; Insecta; Coleoptera; Chrysomelidae.
AUGCGACUCGGCUAUCAUCCUGAAUGACUCACUGAAUGGAAGUACUGCUCCUCAGACUCCCGUACAGGACAGACAUAACUCGGAGCACUAAGUUGAGCACGCAAUUCAUGAGCUGUUGGGGCCAAGUGUAGUAGUAGUGAAGUGUCAGUCAGUGGAUUUAGCUGAACUUGUCGUCACACGGAGAUCAUGGACUUGUACUGUUGCGAAGUGACAGAGAACGAGUCAAGAGCUUACGAUGAUCCAACCUUGCUGCAAGAUAGAGUGCUCAAAAACCUCCUCAAGACGGAGGAUAGGUAUGUCUUGCCGUAUCCGUGUAGUUUCGCCAAUCAGAAGGAGGUUACGUAUGAAAUGAGGAAAAUUGUAUCCGAAUGGAUGAUGGAGGUCUGUGAAGAACAGAAAUGUCAAGACGAAGUCUUCUCCCUAGCAAUGAAUUAUAUGGACAGAUUUUUAAUGUGUUGUUCAAUAAUGAAAAAUCAAUUGCAGUUAUUAGGAACAGCGUGUAUGUUAUUAGCGUCUAAAUUAAGGGAAUGCAGUCCGUUAGCUGGUGAAACAUUAGUAUACUACACAGACCAUAGUAUUACGAAACAGCAGCUUUGGGUGAGUUGCAUGAAUAUUUUUAUUUUGUAG